Molecule: messenger RNA, 2011 nt
Organism: Tripterygium wilfordii
Lineage: Eukaryota; Viridiplantae; Streptophyta; Magnoliopsida; Celastrales; Celastraceae
Product: probable E3 ubiquitin-protein ligase ZFP1
Exons: 7
Coding region: 209-1807 (532 amino acids)
Cellular component (GO): nucleus
Molecular function (GO): ubiquitin protein ligase activity
Source: RefSeq, a predicted model, not a curated record
CCUAGACACACCCAACCCCAACGGAUCUCUCGUUUUCCUGCAGCAAACGAUUUUCAAUCAGUGAUUUUCGAUUCUAGAGAUAGAGUUGAGUUUGCUGUUUAGUUUUCUUUCCCCUGGCUGAUAUUCUGAUUUCUUCUGUGGCUUUGGAAGCUUUCAGAAUUUUCAUCAUUAUAAGCAGGCAUCUUUUGAGACAAAAAGUACUUUCAGCAUGGGUCAAAGAAAUAUGCUAUGCACUAAUCAGAUGAUUGAUCUAGAAAUGGACCAGCAAAACCACGGUUAUCUGCUUCCUGAGCCUGGCAUUGUCUUGGGUACCAUCACGAGUUUCCCACAGCCUGAUAUUCCUAGGAUGGUACCAGCUUCACAGAACAUGUCUAAUCCUGAUUCCCAUCAUUUAACUGGUUGUUAUGCCAGUCCUACGUUUUAUCAUAUGCCCCAGUAUGGUGUUGGGCACCAUCAUCCUGCUGCAGAUUUUGAUCAAGGUGCCGCGAUGGCAUCUAACUUCUAUAUUCCUUCCAUGAAUCCUUCACCUGGUAUUCUUUUACAUCCUGGGUCCUCUGAUCAGUUGCCAUCUUCCAGCAAUUAUGGAGUCGUGGGAGUCUCUGGGGAUGAGUACGGAAGAAAUAACCACUUUGUGGAUAAUAUUAGCGCCUCAUACAAGAGAAAGACUGCUGAAAGAAUUCCUGGGAAUUUCCAUCUUUUUAAUGCCUCAGCAAGUUCUAGUUCAUCCAUAGCCCCUCUGAAUACAAGACAUCCUGAGGGGGUUGCUGCUAUGGAUGCUGCAUCUUUUCCCCAUCCUCAAUUCAGGGGAAAUGGCAUCCAGCAGCCCAUCAGGGAAGUGGGAUCUCAUAGGAGUGUGAGAAACAGAUUAGGUGCUACUGGGUUGGAUCCUGUUCUAGCGCACAACCAUAAACAUUAUAUGCAGGGCAACUAUGUGGGCCAGCCCUUCCGGCCAUAUAGCGAUGUAGGUGUAUCACGAUGGAACCGGCCUCCUUUUAUGACUUACAUGCCAGGGAGUAAUGUAAAUGGAGGUUCUUUGGAGACUGGGAGCAUGGGUCUACCUCACUAUCAUGAGACUGCUAUCAACAGAAGUUCUGGUUCCACAGCUUUCUUGCAAUCUUCUCCGGCUGAUCUCAGGCAAAACAAUUUUCACCAUCUGUCUCCAUCACCAGUUCAACUGUUGAGGGGUCAGAAUGUCAGUCUUCACCCUCAAGUUGCUGCACCUAGAGUUCCGCUAAAUUAUGCCUCUUACAGCGGUAUGAAUCUUCCUCAGGAUAGUAUGGAGAAUUCGCUCAGGCAUCCGGGACCUGUUCCGCCAACGGGUAUUCGGAUUUACCGGCCUCACCGAGAGGGAAGUGGACCUGAGACUUCUUCAAGGCACCACAACCUUCCUUACUUGAGAUUUCUGCCAACUGAAGGGGUUGCAAUGCUAGAGAUUUCUGACAUCUAUGAAAUAGGCAGUUACACCGACCAUCACAGAGACAUGCGCUUGGAUAUAGAGUACAUGUCUUAUGAGGAGCUUCUUGCACUGGGGGAUCGGAUUGGCAAUGUAAGAACUGGGUUGUCAGAAGAACUCAUUAUACGUCAGUUGAAGACAAGAACUUAUUUAUCGUCUACAUCUGUCAAUCUGGAGGAGACAGAACCUGAUUCUUGCAUUAUAUGCCAGGAGGAUUACAAGAGGCAAGAGAAGAUCGGAACUCUUGGUUGUGGACAUGAAUACCAUGCAGAUUGCUUGAAGAAGUGGCUGCUAGUGAAGAAUGUCUGCCCCAUUUGCAAAUCAGAAGCAUUGAGAGAACAGAAGGGCAGAUGAUGAAUCCAGUCAUUGUUCUUUCUAAUUGUUUAUCAAAGUAGGUGAUAUAAUAUAUCUUUGUAAAUGUAAUUUUGCAAACUUGCCUCCAAUGGCUGACGGUCCGAUCGUUCAAUCUUGUUGGCUGUGAUUUAUCAAAACUUGCACGGACUAUGAUGUGUAUACAUUUUAUUUGGGCACUGCAUUAUUUCCUUUUUAAGUAGGUUC